Molecule: messenger RNA, 827 nt
Organism: Formica exsecta
Lineage: Eukaryota; Metazoa; Arthropoda; Insecta; Hymenoptera; Formicidae
Product: cap-specific mRNA (nucleoside-2'-O-)-methyltransferase 1-like
Exons: 3
Source: RefSeq, a predicted model, not a curated record
UAUCAUCAAAGAAUAAAAACGACUCUCCUACAUCACCUGUGGUCGUUUCGGAGAUGGAGCCAGAGGCUGAGAUCUCCCAAGCACCGGUCUCUACUGUUGCAGUUCCAACAGAACCGAAUUGUGAUAUCGAUAACGGCGUUUUGCGAGGAUCCGAUGCUGACCAAGCCAAAACAAGCGGAUAUACAAAAGAAAUGCCUAAAUUAUUGGAAUAUACUGAUAAAACUCGCGUGAGGCCGCAGAUCGUAAGACUACAAAAUAAGAUACAGGAAAUUUUAAAUGGCUUUGAAUAUUUUUUCGCACUCGAAGCACAGAAAUUGGAAAACGACAAUGUAAAAAGUAUAUUGAAUCAACCACACAAUUGGUACUGCAUGCCCUGUGGUUCCGGUUCCUGUGUCGAAGAGGAUAAAGUAGCAACAUUUUAUUUGGGUUUGGGAAGGAGAAAAGUGUUUCGUUACAUGAAAGGAGGCAAAUGGGAAACGAUUGGAGAUGUAAAGAUAGAACUUCCACCUGAUACUCUUGUAUACGCCGAAUUAGUAUAUGAAGCAAAACGGACGGGAAAAUACUUCUCCAAGACACGUGCAUUGCAUAUUUUGGAUGCUUACAUGCUUGGUGGAGUAGAUGUUAGCAAACGAUACUUAGAUGAUAGGUAUAAACUAACUAAGCUAUUUUGCGAAUCACUGCAGAAAUCAGUUCCAAAUGACUACAUAUGUGUGCGCGCCAAGGAGAGGUUUAUGCUGAAUCCUGAUAUAGGGAAGAAUUUGCGUGUCGCGCAACGUCGUGUGGAAAUGCCCAUUGCGUUCGAGUCGCGAGAGAGUCUCUUGGAACGU